Molecule: messenger RNA, 12642 nt
Organism: Triplophysa rosa
Lineage: Eukaryota; Metazoa; Chordata; Actinopteri; Cypriniformes; Nemacheilidae
Product: intermembrane lipid transfer protein VPS13B-like
Exons: 61
Coding region: 292-12426 (4044 amino acids)
Source: RefSeq, a predicted model, not a curated record
AGUGCUGCUGUGUAUGCGGAAGUAACGGCGACUGUUUGCGUUUGUGUGUAUGGAGCAUCGCGACUCGUCUUAUGAAGCUGUAAUUGACGCGGUGUUUGUGUGUCAUUGUGUAGUAUUUAGCGAAACUUUACGCUUUGAGUUUGUGCAUCAGCAGCUUCAUAUUCUCUUGUUAUUUAAGAGCCUUGGCACAGUUUCUCUACAGUCAGAACUCAUCACAACAUCAGCCUGAAUGAUGUGCGUUCGUGACUGUCACUGAACACACCGUGUACGCAGGUGUGAAGACACGUCAGGAUGUUGGAGUCGUAUGUUACUCCUCUUUUAAUGAGUUAUGUGAACCGCUACAUAAAGAACCUGAAACCGUCGGACCUGCAGCUGUCAUUAUGGGGCGGCGACGUGGUGCUGAGCAAACUGGACCUGAGACUGGACGUCCUGGAGCAGGAACUGAAGCUGCCCUUCACGUUUCUGAGCGGACACAUUCACGAGCUGCGCAUCCACGUGCCCUGGACCAAACUGAGCUCGGAGGCUGUAGUCAUCACCAUCAACACCAUGGAGUGUAUCCUGAAACUCCGAGACGCAGCCACGGAGGAUAAUGAAAGUUGUACGUCCAGCUCGACCAAUCGAAGUGAGAGCUCCAAGAGUGUGCCUAAACCCAGACGAGUGCAGCAAGCCCCCAGUGACCCUGACCUGCCCCCAGGGUACGUCCAGAGUCUUAUUCGUCGAGUGGUGAAUAAUGUCAAUAUUGUGGUGAAUAACCUGAUUUUGAAGUAUGUGGAAGAUGACAUCGUGCUGUCAGUCAACAUCACCUCUGCCGAGAGCUACACAGUGGACGAUCUGUGGGACAGAGCGUUCAUGGACAUCAUCUCUCCUGAACUGGUCCUGAGGAAGGUGAUCAAUUUUUCAGACUGCACAGUCUGCUUGGAUAGACGGAAUGCCAGUGGAAAGAUCGAGUUUUAUCAGGACCCUCUGCUCUACAAAUGUUCCUUCAGAACUCGUCUUCACUUCACCUACGACAACAUUAACGCCAAAAUCCCUGCCGUCAUUAAAGUUCACACAAUGGUGGAGAGUCUGAAGUUGUCUUUGACAGACCAGCAGUUGCCCAUGUUCAUUCGGCUGAUGGAGUUGGGUGUGGCGCUGUAUUACGGCGAGAUGGGAGUUGACGGAGACGGCGACGGAGAAGAGAACAGCUCGCUCAGAGAGAGCGUCCCCGGUCUGACGGUGGAAGGCUCAGAUCUGUCUCUUGCGGCGGGUCAGUACUUUCAGAGCGAGGAUGAAGAUCAGGGCUGGGUGUCGUGGGCCUGGUCGUUCGUCCCGGCCAUCGUGAGCCCUGAAGAGGAGGAGACUGAAGGAGCGUCUGGCGUGUAUGCGGAAGAGGGCGGAACAGCGCGACCCCUUCAGCACUCCUACAAGGACCCCGUGGUGUCUGUGGGCUUCUACUGCACCAAAGCCUCAGUCACCUUCAAGCUAACAGAGAGCUGUUCUGAGAGCAGUUACUACAGUCCACAGAAGGUCAAGUCACGCGAGGUGUUGUGCGUGGAGCAGGAGGGCAUCACAGUAGAGGCUCUGAUGAUGGGCGAGCCCUUCUUUGACUGUCAGGUGGGAGUUGUCGGUUGUCGUGCUGUGUGUCUGAAGGGCAUUAUGGGAGUUCGAGAUUUUGAAGAGAAUAUGAACAGAAAAGAGGAGGACGCAGUGUUCUUCCGCUGUGGGGAGACUCUGAGCGUGAAGGGCUUGACCUACCUGACCAACUCGCUCUUCGACUACCGCAGUCCUGAGAACAAUGGCGUUAAAGCAGAAUUUAUCUUAAAUGGAAACAUUCAUAAGGUUAGCAGUGCAGACACCUGCUCACACACACAGACGAAGCCUCAGUCUCUGAUUCAGAUAACACAUUUCAUUCAAAGUUGGGAGCUGCACUGUUUAAUGUGCAUCUGUGUGUGUUGUCUUUCAGUUUGUGUGGGGCUUCAGGAUUUCUCUGCGUUGCGUAAGGAUGAGACGCCGCUGGUGCAGGAAACAUCACAGAAGAGGAUUGUGAUUGGUCCGUUAGAUUUACAGCUUCACAGCAGUGCUGUCCAUCGCAUCUUAAAGAUGGCUGCGUGCACUCUUGACCACGAGUACCAGCCUUACUGCAAACCACAGCCUGAUGUUGUCGAGGAGUGUGUGAGCGUCGGGCCAGAGAAGGUUUUGGCUUUAGAGGAGUUUAUUCCCACCCGUCAGACGAGCGUGAUGCUAAUGAAGGCUCGAAUCACAGUCCCUGCGGCUGAAUACAACUUACUGCAUGUCAUAUUACCUGCUUUACUGAGACAGAAGGUGUCCACUGCACAGACGUCUGCACCUCAGUUCCAGCUCUUGCGUCCUCUGCCUGCGCUGCAGUUGCAGUUUGAGCGGGUCACGUUUGAACAUUCUGCACCCAUGUAUGAAGAGGAAGUGACACGCGCAGCCAGCAGCCUGAAUCAGCCUUCAGAAGCACUCCUGCACAACUGCUACACACACAGCUACCUGAAGGUCUUUGAGCUUCAGGCUGGUCUGACUGUAAUUGACUCUGAGGGGGUAUUCCAUCCGCUCCUUCCCAUAAUUCCUACUUUCAGUAUGGCACUCUAUGGGAAACAGCUCCGUUUGCCUGCGUACUGGGGGAGACAGUCUUCAGUUGCGUUGUAUGAAUGCAUGUUUGAGCUUCCGCAGGUGUGUGUUCAGCUCACGCGUGCUCAGGUGCUGCUGCUGAAUUGCAUGUAUCACAGUUGGAUGUAUGGUGUGGAAGGCGGAGCCUGCAGCGGUAUCAGAGACGCCCUCAUUAACCACGCCUACAGACCCCCAGGUGUGAAGUCAGUGGGUUCUGCUCCCGUUCUGGAGUUGUGUGUUCAGCGAGUUGAGAUGAAGGUGUGUGUGCGGCCGGCGCUCUUGUGUGUUUCUGGGACUCUGGGAGCUGUUAAAGUUUGUGCCAGGACACCGGGUAAGAGCAGCUGCACACAUCUGUUUGACUGUGAUCAUGUGUGUGUGUGUGUGUGUGUGUGUGUCAGGGGGAGACAGUCUUCAGUUGCGUUGUAUGAAUGCAUGUUUGAGCUUCCGCAGGUGUGUGUUCAGCUCACGCGUGCUCAGGUGCUGCUGCUGAAUUGCAUGUAUCACAGUUGGAUGUAUGGUGUGGAAGGCGGAGCCUGCAGCGGUAUCAGAGACGCCCUCAUUAACCACGCCUACAGACCCCCAGGUGUGAAGUCAGUGGGUUCUGCUCCCGUUCUGGAGUUGUGUGUUCAGCGAGUUGAGAUGAAGGUGUGUGUGCGGCCGGCGCUCUUGUGUGUUUCUGGGACUCUGGGAGCUGUUAAAGUUUGUGCCAGGACACCGGGUGUGUGUGAGGGGCAGAAGGAGCAGCUGGUUUCACUGGUUCAGGGUCCGUCUGAUACCACAGAUCUUCACAGCAGCCGUUGGUUGAGUGGGAGUCGUAAGCCGGCGUCUCUCCUCUCUCCUGAUCUUAUCCAGGUCUCUCUACAGCUCCCACAGCACGAGCACGAGCACACGCUGAAUGCCGCCGGUGCAGUGCUGCUGGUGAGCGUUCAGGGAAUCGCUGUAAACGUGGAUCCCGUUCUGUUUUCAUGGCUUCUGUUCCACCCUCAGAGAUCCAGUGGCACCAGAACGCCUCAAAAGGUUUCUGUGGUGAUGAAGAAGAGGAGAGAAGAUGAAGCGUCUGUUGGCAGCACUCCAAUAACCAAACAACCAAGCAAUCCAGCAUCAGACUACACCAGCAGCCCUGUGAAAACUAAAACACACACAGAGUCGAGGCCUCUGUCUGUACCUGUGAAAAUCUUUCCAUCAUCUGAAGAGAAACACUUGAGUUCAGAUGAACGCAUGAAGAACCUGAUAACACACACCUGGAACGCCGUCAGACGCCUCACACUGCAGGUGGAGUUGCAGUCGUGUUGUGUGUUUGUGCCGUCUGACAGUCUGCCGUCUCCCAGCACUCUGGUGUGUGGUGAUAUUCCGGGUACGGUGCGCAGCUGGUAUCACAGUCAGACUCAGUGUAUGCCCGGGACGCUGGUGUUGUGUCUGCCACAGGUCAGCGUGAUGAGCGCUGGGCACAGACGCAUGGAGCCGCUGCAGGACAUCCCCUUCACUGUUCCCAGACCUGUGCUGGAUGAGGGUGACGCGUUCCCGUGGACGGUGUGUGUGAAUCAGUUGAGUGUGUACUCUCUCCUGGGUCACCAGCGUUCUCUCAGUCUUCUAGAGCCCAUGGGCUGCACGUCAACACUGGCGCUCACCGGCCCAAAACUGCAGCCCGACACCAAACAUGCUUUCAUCAUCUGUUUACAUGUGGACCUGCAGCCUGUGCACCUGAAAUGCUCCAAUCCUCAGGUUCAGCUGCUGUAUGGUUUAUGGUGUAGAUGGAGUCAGAUUGUCAGUGUGGUUGAUCAGAUGCACAACAGAGGAACACAAAAACAAUCAUCAGGAUUUCCAGACCCCACAGCGCCACCCGCUGGACCGUCAUCACCUGUCCACAGCAGUGCUGGCACCAUCCCACCUGACACCAGCACCUACAGCCCAUCAGCUGACCUGGGCUCACCUACAGAGGGUGAGUCGGUUCACACAGAGGAUGCGGUUCAGUGUGAGUCCAUGACUCUUGAACAGAAGACCUGCAGCAUCAGCAGCUCCAGUGGAAAACUCAGCGUUUGGAUGCAGUGGAUGUUGCCCAAACUCACACUCAAACUCUUUUCUUCUGACCACACGUCCAGAGACAACGGUACUCAUCGCACACACACAGAUGUAACUGCUGAAGAGAGAGCGUGGCGGGUCGGCCCGUGUGCUGGGGUCGUCCUCUCUUGCACUGACCGGCUCAACAGACGCACGGUUCUCCUGCGACCGCUCGGCAAACACGACCCUCACAACCAUUUCAGCUUCUUUCCUCCUACAGCGGCCAAAGCUCUGGAGGUCUCUCACCAGCAGCACGGCUUUCUGUCCGUCACGUACACGCAGGCCGUGACGCGGAACGUUCGACACAAGCUGACGGCGCGUCAGGAACACAUGUCUCAGUGGUUGUGUGAAGAGGGCGCAGACGGAUCGCCGCAGUACCUGCAUGAGAUUCUGCUCACGGCUCAACCCUUUGACCUCGUGCUCUCCUGCCCCCUGCUGGUGACCGUGAGCCGCGUCUUUCAAGUAACCCCGCCCCCUCAUCUCCGUCAUCCGGUCAGAGACCGCCUGUCUCCAGGACAGCCAAUGAGAGGCCACUCGCUGUCAUCCGGCAGUCUGCCGCUCAUUUAUGUCAACACUAGUGUGAUCCGGGUUUUCUGCCCCCUAGAGGACAUGCCAAGCUUCACAUAUUCCCAGAUGAAGGAAGACACUGUUGUGCUGAAGAUCGGUUCUGUAAGUGUUGCUCCACAGGCUGAUAAUCCACUGCCUCGGUCCGUUCUACGCAAAGACCUCUACCAACGGGCGUUAAAUCUGGGAGUGUUGCGUGACCCGGGCUCAGAGGUUGAAGAUCGUCAGUAUCAGAUCGAUCUUCAGAGCAUCAACAUGGGCACGGCUCUGUGGGAUGAUCUGAGACCUGAGAGAGAGAGCUCAACGGACGGCUGUCCUCCAGACGGGGAGAGAAAUUCCCAGAAUCCCGCGCUGGAGUGGAACAUGGCCAGCAGUAUUCGCAGACAGCAGGAGAAGAGAGUCAUUCUGUCACCCAUCAUCACAGAUUUCUCUGUACGGAUAACCGCCGGUCCUGCUAUCAUCUACCGCAAACCUCUCGCAGCAGCGCACGGAGCAACAGAGGAGGUGGUGGUGUGCGGUCACAGUUUGGAGAUGAAUGUGACGUCGAGUCUGGAGCUUUAUCUCAGUGUCUCUCAGGUGCAGUUACUGCGGCGUCUACUGCAGGCCAACGUGGGACUGACAGCUGUCAAUCAAACUCCUGCAGAUGUGCGGGGUCAUCAGCUGCAGGCCGCUGCGGGUUCGGGCUCUGUGGAGAGUUUGUGUGGUAGCAUUGCUCCUGGCGGGCAGGACAGCGGGUUUGGCAGCGACAGUGCCCGUCUGCGGUUUGUUGGUAUCGAGCAUCAGGGCGGGACGGGUCAGCAGCACCGCCUCGCGCGCACCUCGCACCAGCCCGUCAUCACCAAGAACCUCAGCUUCAUCCCCUUUGAUGUUUUUCUCACCGCCGGCCGCAUCUCUCUCAUGACGUACGCCACCGCGCCCUCCGCCAAACCUCCUGCAGUCGGCCCGCAGGGGGGAAAGAGCGCUCUGGACGUGCCGGAGGAUGAGGCAUCUGACGGGGGUCUGUCCUCCCUGACGGCCGAUGAUCUGCUGAACGGCAACACCGCCGUCAGCUCCUCCGGGGUUCUGGAGGGUGUCUCAGUGCCCAGCCGGGUGUUGGCGCGUCAGGCUCUGGGUGUGACGGUGGUGAGGCAGCCGGGCCGCAGAGGAGAUAAAGACCGCAGUCUGGAGCCGCUGAUGUUCCUGCAGGUGACGCAGCCGUCGCUCUUAAUAAACUGCCAUCAUCGAAAACAGAAGCUGGAACUGUCGCUCUUCGAUCUGACGCUGAAAGCAGUCGCCAGCGAUUACAAGUGUUUGGACGCAGGGAAGUCUCUCCCCGAGUCUUUAGACUACAGUGUGUUUUGGCUGCAGACAUUAGCAGGAGAGGUGGACAGUCAAACUGGAAUCCCACCACCGCUGCUGUCUGUCAUCAUCAAAGACUUUCUCACCGGACCGGAGUUGAAGGUGGAUGUCAGUCGCCCGCUGAGGCUCAGCCCCACACUGGCAAAGAUUGAGCAAGCCAAAAACUUCUGGAAGAGAAUCUUUCCUGAGAGCGAAGGCGACCGGCAGCCUGGGUCACCCGCAGGCUCCGCCCACCACUGCAACAGCGACGCCCCGCUUACUCUGGAGCUGAUGCUGCGCUCUCUGCAGACUCUCGUACCCCUUCACAAGAUCACGCUGCGUACGGUGCAGUUGGCGGUGGCCGUGGAGAUGGAGCGUCACGCCGCACGGCCCGCUCUGAUGCUGUCCGUGUCAGGCAUGACGGGCGCUCUAACCCUGAAGAACGCCCUCAGGUCUGCAGAUGGCUUUAAGGAGGUGCGUGUAUUUCUUCAGUGUGAUGAUGGGUUGGUGAGAACAGCUCUGAAGGACAGAAGUGUUGUGUUUUUUGGUCCGUUCUCCUGUACUUCACAUCUGGAGGCUUAUUGGUGCAGACACAGUGGAAGCUCCACCCCCGACUCGCCUGCUCCACCCAGAGUGUUGAUUGAUCUGAAAGGUGGUUUGUUACAGGUGUUUUGGGGUCAGCUGCAGUUUAACUGUUUGUCUUACAUUCAUGAGCAUCUACAGAACUACUGUAGUCAGAUGACUCGAGUAGAGGUGGAGUCUAAUGAGAAGCCCCUCCUCUCUACUCCACCGCCCCCCUCUCAUCCUGUCCAAUCAGAGCACUCCUCUGAUGACUUGCGCACAGGCCUUUUCCAGUACAUACAGGACUCAGCGGGUCAGAAGAUGCCCUCGGCUCAUGAGGUGGUGUUCUGGAAAGAAACGGAGGACUCUCCGGGUGUGAUGCUGUGGAGAUAUCCUGAACCGCGCAUCAUCACGUUCCUCAGAAUCACACCUGUUCCCUUUAACACGACAGAUGACCCGGACAUCAGCACGGCUGACCUGGGAGAUGUUCUGCAGGUGCCCUGCAGUCUGGAGUACUGGGACGAGUUGCAGCGGGUGUUUGUGCCCUACAGAGAGUUUAGUCUGUCAGAGAGUUGUGUGUGUGAACUCACUCUGCCCUCGCUGACCCCUGACACACAUCAGACUGACCUGGUGACCUCUGACCUCUGGAGGGUUGUGCUCAACAGCUCUGCUGACGGUGGAGAUGAGAGUUCUGACAGUGAGUGGGGUUCACAGUGUGAUCAGCUGGUGUGUCCCACCGCUCUGGCCGCAUGUACACGUGUGGACUCGUGUUUCGCGCCGUGGUUUGUGCCCUCAGUGGGCGUCUCCAUACGACUGGCGUAUCUGGAGCUGCGAUUCUGCCACAACCUGGAUCAGCUGGGCACAGUGCUGUGCAAGAGGCUCCGCCCCUUCCUCCCAGACAGGAAGUUGCCUCAGGACCAGGAGUUUGCGGUUUUGCAUGUGUGCGAUCCGUGCGUGUUUGUGCGUCAGUGGAGCGAUGUCACGCAGCGGUGUCAUGAGUUCAGAUUCUCAUCCACGCUGAGCUGCAGACUGCUGGAGUACAGAAACCUCACACGCCUGCCCGUCAUUCAACCCGUCAGCCUGCAGGGACACGCAACACACACGCUUACACACACGCAACACACGCUCAGCUGCAGCACCACACUCCAGCCGCUGCACGCCGCUGUGGGACAGUACGCAAUACACACGCUGGACAGAGCGCUGCAGGCCUGGAGACAGAACCGUGUUCCUGAUGCUGAGGAGUUGAUCUUCAGUCAUUAUGUCAUUUGUAAUGACACACAGGAAGUGCUUCGCUUCGGUCAGGUGGACACAGAUGAAAAUAUUCUGUUACACAAUAACCAAAGUCACCAGUACAGCUGGAGAACACAUAAAUCACCUCAGCUGCUGCACAUCUGUAUGGAGGGUUGGGGGAACUGGCGCUGGGCGGAACCCUUCAGUGUGGAUGAUGUCGGCACUCUCCUGCGCACCAUACAUCAUAAAGGACAGACAGCCUCUCUCAUCAUCACAGUCAAACCACUCAACGGAGUCCAGAAACAAGUACUACACAACACACACACAACUCAACAGAGUCCAGAAACAACUACUACACAACACACACAGUGUUCUCUAUUACUAUAUGUUCAUUUGCUUAAAGAGGUUGGUUUGUGUUUCAUGUCUCUCUCUCUCUCUCUCUCUCUCUCUCUCUCUCGCUCUCUCUCUCUCUGUCUCUCUCUCUCUCUCUCUCUCUCUCUCACACACACACACAUGCAACAGACACUCGUUGUGUUUAGUCCUCUCUUUAUGAUGUGGAGUCACCUGCCUGAUGCUCUUCUGGUUCACAUUGAGAAAAGAAGUCUGGGACACAAAGACACACAACUCAUUCAUGGAGGAGGCCACCAGGAGGCGCUGCUCAACGUAGAAGCAGAUCUGAUACACCACCUCACCUUCCAGGCCAGUGAGGAAGAUGAUGUGUCGGACUGUGCUGUUCCAGUGUCCACUGCUGUCAUUAAACAGAUCAUCAGCAGAUCAACAGCAGAUCAGAAACAACACAAUCUUUUACAUCACUUCUAUGGAGAGAUGACAGCACAGCAUCCAGCCUGGCCGUACACCAGCAGAGACACACACAGGUGUGUGGAGCAGGGCGAGUCGGGUGUGGUGCAGUGGGACAGUCCCAUGCAGGUGCGUUUGAGCGUGUGGAAGUGGGGUCUGAACACUCUGAUGGUGGAGGUGGUGCCGUGGGCUCUGCUGCUCAAUCGCUCACACUGGGACCUGUGGCUGUUUGAAGCUGAAAACAUCAUCACACAAAUACCAGCUGGAAAAACCAUCACACCACCCAAUUUCAAGGAUGCGUUUCAGAUUGGCAUUUAUUGGCCACAAACUAACACAGUGCACAAGUCUCCUGCCGUGCGAUUGGUCCAUGAGGUGUCAUCACCACGGUGGCCAGAGGGGGGCGGAGCUGAUGUCCUGCUGCUGGAUGAAGACGGAUACAUACACACUGACAUCACACUCGGAACACAACCCGGAAAACUCAAGCUCUGUCAGUUGUGUGUGUCAUCUUCAGUGAAAUACGGGAUUCAGGUUUUACAGAUUGAAGAUAAAACCGUCCUGCUCAACAACACAACAAACAUCAUUAAGUGCAGAGCUGUGAUGUCACAACAGCCCAACACAACACAUGACCAGGUGUAUCAGGUGCCUGAAUCAUCAGUGUUCGCUCUGAAUCCUGCGGGUCAUGUUGAAGGUGAUCAGGUGUGUUGUGCUGUGGCCUCCUGGGAUGUCCUGAGACCUGCGUCCAGCGCUCGGAUCCGGUCAGAAGCAGACGUCCCGCUGAUGAUGUCGAAGCAGCUGCUGUUGAGCUGUGAGGGAGACACGUGGAGUCUUCCAGCGCUCAUCAGAUCGGAUUUCCCCAGACAGAGUGUUUGUGUACCUGUGACGCCGGAUGACACACAGCCUUUCAGCACCAGAGCUCUUGUUGUGACGUGUCAGGAGCAUCAGGGCAUCACGUAUGUGGCUGUAAGUGAAGAUCUGUGUCCGCGGAUGCUGAUUCACAACCGCUGCCCCAUGAAUCUGUUACUGAAGGAAAACCUCAGAGAGUGUCCGCGAGCUGAAGUGUUUUGUAGGACGUUGCCGGCCGUGUCAUCUGUUCAUCAUGAGUUGUAUCAUCACACCUCUAACUUUCCCGAGUGCAAACAGAAAGACACGCUGCCCACACUGCUGCUCUGCCUCAUCACGGACACGCCCACUGAUCCCAUAACCACACCCAUCGACCCCACAGACACGCCCAUCACACUCAGCUGGACGGACGCCAUUGAUAUUAGCAGCCCUGGAACACAGGUUGUUUUCCUGCCGGGGUUUGGCUGUUUGUACACUGAUGUGCUUCACCAGAGUGCCACCAUCACACUGACGCUCGCACCCGAGAGCAACGCUGAAGAUCUCGUCACACACCACAGGCUGUCCAAUCAGAUGCUCUCAUUCAGGAUUCUGUUAAAUGAGGUGAGCGUGGCACUCUGUGAUGACAUCACCACCCCUUCCAGUUCUGUGGAGCUGUUACGUCUCACCGUGUCCAAACUGCUGCUUCAUCUGCCACCCAAUGAACCGUUGGCUGGUGAUGUGGAGGCUCCGCCCACUCACAGGGUCCAGGUGCACUGCAGCGGCCUGCAGCUGGACAAUCAGCUGUACAACCGCGCCAGCUUCCACUUCCCUGUCAUUGUGUGUCAGGAGCAGCAGACGGACGCGGCCGUGUGUACGUGUGACCCCGGCGUGCCGCUCGCCCCGCAUGGCUUCUGUGAAGCGUGUUUUCUGUCUCUGACCGUCAGCGUCUCGGCAGACGGGCGGCUGGACCGGCUCGCGUUCCGCGUCAAACCGGCACGAGUCUAUCUGGAGGACACUUUCAUUUAUUACAUGAAGACACUCUUCCACACCUACAUCCCAGAGUCCACGCUGGGCGAGCGAGGUAGCGGUUGGAGCACGGGGACGGAGGUUCCGGGCGAGCUCCUGGAGUCCAUGCGGGCGCUGGAGAUGCCGGUGCGUCUGCAGAAGCUUUCGAUCGAAGCCGUUCAUCUGCUGGUGAGCAUCCACGCGUCUCUAAAGCUCUACAUCGCAUCUGAUCACACUCCGCUGUCGUUCUCACUGUUUGAACGAGGACCCAUCUGCACGACACCUCGACACCUCGUACACACGCUCGCACUGCAUUACGCCGCCGGAGCUCUCUUCAGAGCGGGGUGGGUCGUCGGUUCUCUGGAAAUCCUGGGCAGUCCUGCCAGUCUGGUGCGGAGCAUCGGGAACGGAGUGUCGGAUUUUUUCAGGUUGCCAUAUGAAGGUUUGACUCGUGGGCCGGGAGCUUUUAUUAGUGGCGUCUCCAGAGGAACAAACUCCUUCAUCAAACACAUCUCUAAAGGGACUCUGACGUCCAUCACUAACCUAGCGACGAGUCUUGCGCGUAACAUGGACCGUCUGUCACUGGAUGAUGAGCAUUACAUGAGACAGGAGGAGUGGCGAAGACAACUGCCUGAGACUCUGGGAGACGGACUGAGACAAGGCCUGUCCAGACUGGGCAUCAGUCUGCUGGGAGCCAUCGCAGGUAUUGUGGAUCAGCCCAUGCAAACAUUCACACGGACUCUUGAGAUGCCUGAUUCAGCGAGCAGCGCAGCGCGCGGCGUCAUCUCUGGAGUGGGAAAAGGCAUUGUGGGAGUUUUCACCAAGCCAAUAGGAGGAGCGGCUGAACUGGUGUCACAGACGGGUUACGGUCUUCUUCACGGCGCUGGACUGUGGCAGCUUCCUCAACAGCUGCAUCUUCCUACAGACAGAAAAUCAGCCGACGCUGUCAACAGCCACGUCAAAUACAUCUGGAAGAUGUUACAGUCUCUGGGUCGUGCGGAGCUGCACAUGGCUCUGGAGGUGUGUAUGGUGAGCGGUUCAGGUCAGGAACACUCGGGCUGUUUGUUGCUCAGUGGAGAGGUUCUGUUCGUGGUCAGUGUGUGUGAGGACGCACAACAGCAGGCGUUUCCCAUCACUGAGAUCCAGUGUGAACAUGACACACACACGCCUGGACGCAUCACGCUCACGCUGCAGCAGCACAGAGUGACCAGUGACACCGAGGGUGACGGCGGUGGUCGUGAGAGUCUCUCAGAGCUGCAGUAUAAGCGUCUGGUGGAUUUUGUCUCGGGAGCGUCUCAGUAUCUCUCACCGUCUCUCUGUCAGCAGACGUUCAUCACUCCUAUUGAACCGCCGCCCACCGCCACAAAAGCAUAUCAUUAUCAGGCCGACCCGGCCUUCGCACACGUCUUUAUAUGCAAGUUUACCAUGGUGAAAAAUAAAGCCCUUCGCAUCGGCUUCCACUGACAGUCUUCAUCACAUGAGAAAUGCUUUAUAAACAUUCAACUAGAGCUUUUUUUCCCCUCUAUGGACAUCAGUAUUUAUAAAAACACUCAAAUAAGGCUUUUCAUUUGUAUUUUUAUAAGCAAUGCAAGAAAGAUGAUUACUGUUUUUAUUUUAAUAUUCUGAGCAAAUGAAUCACUUAAAUAAGUGUUGCUUAUUAAAUUUUGUAAUGAAGUAUAA